Molecule: messenger RNA, 930 nt
Organism: Helianthus annuus (common sunflower)
Lineage: Eukaryota; Viridiplantae; Streptophyta; Magnoliopsida; Asterales; Asteraceae
Exons: 1
Coding region: 1-930 (309 amino acids)
Source: RefSeq, a predicted model, not a curated record
AUGAAUGCUAAUGGGUUUUUCUUCUUUAAGUUUGCUGAUGAAGCUGGAAUGAUGAAUGUUCUAAAAGAAGGUCCUUGGAUUAUCCGAGCUCAGCCUUUAUUUCUUAAUAUUUGGUCUCCAACUUCAAAACUAGAAAAGAAGGAGGUAAAGAGUCUGCAGGUGUGGGUCAAAAUAUAUGAUGUUCCGAUUGCUGCGUAUACGGAGGACGGUUUGAGUAUGAUUGCUACGGCUAUCGGUGAACCGAAGCUUUUGGACUCGUACACCACGUCAAUGUGCAUGGAUACUUGGGGUAGAAGCAGUUAUGCUCGAGCUCUUAUAGAAAUCUCAGCUGAAUCUGACCUUAAAGAUGAGAUAGUUAUAGCGGUUCCAGAGUUGGAGGGUGAAGGUUUCAUCAAAGAAAAACUGAGGGUGGAAUACGAAUGGAGUCCUCUUAGGUGUGCCCAUUGUAAAGUAUAUGGCCAUUCAGAUGACUCUUGCCCAAGGCAAGUUAUGAAAACCCCUACAGAGCCGGCCAAGACUCAGGAUAAGCAAGAGGGAAACAAGUCUCGGUAUCCAGUGAAGCAGCCGGUUGUAGACAAAGAGGGCUUUAGGGAUGUGGAUCGCAAGAAAGCGGCUAGGAAAUCAGGGUUUCCUGUUAAUAAACAGAAGCAGAAAUUUGAAUACCGGCCGAUAGGUUCCAAGUCGCAAGGUGGGGCUUCUACAUCGGGUCAGUCAUCUAGUGUCAAAACGCAUAAUCCAUUUGAUGUUUUAGGGGAUCAGGAUAACAAUGUGGGUAAAACUGGUGAAGCUAAACAUGAUCAGCAGGACUCGGAGGAAGAGGAGGUUAUUGAAAGCUAUAAUGAAACUAAUGCGUUUAUGACCUCGGGUUCAUUUCCUGUAUCAUCGAAAGCAGAGGCAAGCACCUCGUCCACGAAGUUCUCCAAUGGAUAG